Nymphalis io (European peacock) is the source of this 748-nucleotide messenger RNA. RefSeq names its product mediator of RNA polymerase II transcription subunit 9 (gene MED9). The record is from RefSeq and is a predicted model, not a curated record. The transcript is spliced from 3 exons. Gene Ontology annotation, biological process: regulation of transcription by RNA polymerase II. Gene Ontology annotation, cellular component: mediator complex. Gene Ontology annotation, molecular function: transcription coregulator activity. NCBI's taxonomy places the organism in Eukaryota, Metazoa, Arthropoda, Insecta, Lepidoptera, Nymphalidae. Bases 153 to 503 code for a protein of 116 amino acids.
UGACAUUUGAGGUUUGCAUUGUCAACUUUGUCUUGAGUAAUUUGACAAACAUGUGAAAUUAUUUAAAUUCUAAGCAAACCCAUGGCAUUUUAGUCAUAUUAAUAUUUUAGGCAAGUGAAUUUUAUAAGUUAUUAUAAGCAUUAGCGCUAAUUAUGGAAAACAACACUGAUCAUUCCGAUCCUAAUAAUUUUAGCCCGUUAACUGUCCAAGAAGUAGACGUAGACUUUUUACCGAUUGUUUACGAAAUCAUACGAAGUGUCGAAAGGGACUUUCACGACAACUCAGCUAAAGCCAGAGAGUCUCAAGAUUGCAGCUUGAAGGUCUUAGAAUUACAGAAGAAAUUCGACAUUGCCCGUUCACAGAUCAGACGCCUUCCGGGAAUUGAAUACAACAAACAAGAUCAAUUAAAACAGUUUGAGAUUCUCCGAACUCAACUGAGACUGAAAAGAGAACUCUUACAAAAGUAUCGUAAUAUGUGCUCUUUUGAAACAUCAUUUAAAUGAUACAAAAAUGCCAUUACGAACAAUACUCAGAUAUUUAGCAAAUAAUGAACAACUUGUUCAGAAGAUUGCAGAUUCAUAUCCAGUAAGAAGAGCAGCUCAGCUUGCUGUCUCAGUGUUUUUUAGAGGGAAGGAAAAGGUGUCUAAUAUGGAUCCUCAACAAGUAAACAGACUUGUAUCAUUCUUUAGAAAAUUCAGUCAAAACAUAAAGGAAGGUAUUGAAGAUGCCAAAACUAAGUUAAAAAAAU